Molecule: messenger RNA, 837 nt
Organism: Prunus armeniaca (apricot)
Lineage: Eukaryota; Viridiplantae; Streptophyta; Magnoliopsida; Rosales; Rosaceae
Source: the annotation of a GenBank genome assembly
AUGACUUCUGUUCGUACCUUACUUGCUGUUACAUCAGUUCAUCAAUGGAGUUUAUCACAAAUGGAUGUUAAAAAUGCCUUUUUGAAUGGGGAUCUUUUUGAAGAGGUGUAUAUGGUUCCCCAUCCAGGUGUUCUUCAUAAUCCCGAGGAGGUGUGUCGUUUACGGAAAGCUUUGUAUGGUCUUAAACAAGCUCCUCGUGCUUGGUUUGAGAAAUUCUCUACUGUUAUUGGUUCUCUUGGUUUUCAAUCAAGUGCUCAUGAUCCUGCCUUGUUUGUUCGUUCUACCUCUAUUGGUCGUAUCCUUCUCCUCCUUUAUGUUGAUGACAUGAUUCUUACGAGUGAUGAUUUGGAUGCUAUCACCCAAUUAAAAUUGGCUUUACAUGAUCGAUUUGAAAUGAAGGAUUUAGGUCCCUUAUGUUAUUUCCUUGUCAUUGAAGUUGCAUCAUCCCCUAAAGGUUAUCUCCUUUCUCAGUCUAAGUAUGCCGCUGACGUUCUUCAAAAAGCUUGUAUUACGGAUACUAAAGUGGCUGAUACACCUCUUGAGCUCAAUGUGCGUUAUUCUCCGUCUGAUGGUACCCCUUUGGAUGAUCCUACUCUUUAUCGCACUAUUGUUGGGAGCUUGGUUUAUCUCACUAUUACUUGCCCUGAUAUUGCAUAUGUUGUUCAUAUUGUUAGUCAGUUUGUCUCUUCUCCCACUACUCUUCACUGGGCUGUUGUAAUUCGUAUUUUACGCUAUCUUCGAGGGACGUUGUUUCAAAGCUUAUUACUUCCUUCCACCUCAACUUUGGAGCUUCGAGCCUUUUCUGAUGCUAGUUGGGUUGGCGAUCCUUUUGAUUGA